AUGUCGGACGAUGAGAGAGCACAUGCGCUGCAAUCUUUCAAGACGAAGCUUCUCGAAUCAAGGGAAUGGGAGGCAAAGUUGAAGGCACUGCGGCAGGACAUCAAGGGAUUGCAAAAGGACUUUGAUCAGACGGAAGAGAACAUCAAAGCUCUACAGAGUGUCGGUCAGAUCAUUGGAGAGGUGUUAAAACAGCUGGACGACGAGAGAUUCAUCGUCAAAGCCUCAUCGGGACCUCGAUAUGUCGUCGGCUGUAGAUCAAAGGUGGAUAAGGUUGCGCUCAAGCAAGGAACUCGAGUCGCUCUGGAUAUGACAACACUCACAAUCAUGCGAAUGCUACCGCGAGAAGUCGAUCCUCUUGUUUAUAAUAUGUCGCUGGAAGACCCGGGGCAAGUCAGCUUUGGUGGAAUUGGUGGGUUAAACGAGCAGAUCAGAGAACUGAGAGAGGUCAUUGAGUUGCCAUUAAAGAAUCCCGAAUUGUUUCUGAGAGUCGGAAUUAAACCUCCAAAAGGAGUUCUGUUAUAUGGACCUCCAGGAACAGGGAAGACGUUACUGGCAAGAGCUGUUGCUAGCAGUCUGGAGACCAACUUCCUCAAAGUCGUGUCGUCUGCCAUCGUCGACAAGUAUAUCGGAGAAUCAGCUCGACUUAUCAGAGAAAUGUUUGGCUAUGCCAAAGAACACGAGCCUUGUAUCAUCUUUAUGGACGAAAUCGAUGCCAUUGGAGGACGAAGAUUUUCUGAGGGUACAUCGGCAGAUCGUGAAAUUCAGAGGACAUUGAUGGAGCUUCUCAACCAGCUGGAUGGAUUCGAUUAUUUGGGUAAGACAAAGAUUAUUAUGGCAACAAAUCGACCGGAUACUCUUGAUCCAGCGCUCCUACGUGCGGGACGUUUGGACAGGAAGAUCGAGAUUCCUCUUCCUAAUGAGGUUGGCCGCUUGGAGAUUAUGAAGAUUCAUGCUGCUGGUGUGGUCACCGAAGGAGAUGUUGACUUUGAGAGUGUGGUUAAGAUGAGUGAUGGCUUGAACGGAGCUGAUCUUCGAAAUGUGGUUACCGAGGCGGGCCUGUUUGCGAUCAAAGACUACCGGGACGCUGUGAACCAAGACGAUUACAACAAAGCGGUUCGGAAAGUGACGGAGUCGAAGAAGCUGGAGGGCAAGCUGGAAUACCAAAAACUUUAG
This is a messenger RNA of Glarea lozoyensis ATCC 20868, 1173 nucleotides long. Its product is annotated as P-loop containing nucleoside triphosphate hydrolase. Lineage: Eukaryota; Fungi; Ascomycota; Leotiomycetes; Helotiales; Helotiaceae. Gene Ontology annotation, cellular component: cytosolic proteasome complex; proteasome regulatory particle, base subcomplex. The coding region runs from base 1 to 1173 and encodes 390 amino acids. Gene Ontology annotation, molecular function: ATP hydrolysis activity; ATP binding; proteasome-activating activity. The transcript is spliced from 4 exons. The record is from RefSeq and is a predicted model, not a curated record. Gene Ontology annotation, biological process: positive regulation of RNA polymerase II transcription preinitiation complex assembly.